Anastrepha ludens (Mexican fruit fly) is the source of this 6211-nucleotide messenger RNA. It is a transcript of the gene dpr14, whose product is annotated as fibroblast growth factor receptor 1-A. Lineage: Eukaryota; Metazoa; Arthropoda; Insecta; Diptera; Tephritidae. Gene Ontology annotation, biological process: synapse organization. The record is from RefSeq and is a predicted model, not a curated record. Gene Ontology annotation, cellular component: neuron projection membrane. The transcript has 7 exons. The coding region runs from base 617 to 1558 and encodes 313 amino acids.
AGCAACAUUAAAUGGUGGGUCGUGUAUGCAACAUCUACCAAAUACGGUGGCUCUAUUGUAUCUGUGUGUACCGGGUUUACAAAUCGAAAUGCCCGAAUGCAUCAAACAAAUAAGUGUAAAGCUUGCAUCCUUUCGGCACUACUUAAAAAUGAGUGAACGAUUAGUUGAGUGGCAAUGUACAGCGUAUGGGGAGGAGAGUAACGCCUCACUGAGAUUGUAUGCGUGUGCGGUGUGCAUACUGGCUCGGGACUGCUGACCCACAUUGACGGAAAUAUAUUUACAUAUAUACAUAUGUAUGUACAUACAUACGCAUACAAUGAGGUUCUCGUACGUGCUCGAGUUAAAGAACGAAAAUACAGCUAUAUAUUCAACUUAAGUGUGUGUUGAGACUGCAUUGGUUUAAAAAAUGUCAUAAGUUAAAAAGGAAAAAAAGUUAAAAACUAAAUAUUCAAAAAUUCUAUGGAAUGAUAGUGAUAAAUGUUUGUUCCGCUGACUAAAAUGUUAUUAAUAAUUGUAACGUACGAUGCAUAGGAGUUAUGGCAAGUGACGUAUGCUACAAUUUGUGGCCACACAAAGCGAAUAGGAAUACCAAAUUUUGCAAUUAAAUGCAAAUGCAAUGGAAUCUAAACUAAUUUGGAUAAUAGCAAUAUUUUAUUCAACUCUUCAGCAUAUCGGUUCCGCCUCAUCGCCACUGAAACGUCCAAGAGCAGGAGAUCCUUUCGAUACAUUUCCAAAAAAUUUUUGGCAAGAAUUUUCAUCUCCUUUUACGGACACACCAGAGGAUGAAGAAUCGGAAAUAACAGAGACUACAACUCAUGAACCUUUUCCUUUUUUUGCUGAUCCUUACACAACAGUAAACGUCAGCACGCAACUGAGCUCGAAUGUACAUUUGCAUUGCAGAGUUAACGACUUGCAAGGAAAAACGGUAUCAUGGAUGCGCCGCAAAGGUGAUGACUUGGCCCUGAUAACAUUCGGUCGCCACACAUACAGUAGCGAUUCAAGAUAUUCCUUGGAGUUUGAUGAGCCAAACGACUGGAAACUUUCGAUACAAUACGCGAAUGAACAUGACGAAGGCCCAUACGAAUGUCAAGUCUCUUCACAUCCGCCUUUAGUAUUGUUAGUGUAUUUAACUGUAAUUGUUCCUCAUGUGGAAAUCCUCGACGAAAGAGAUUCAGCCACACCUGAAAAAUACUACAAAGCUGGAAGCACCAUCGAGCUAAAAUGUGUAAUUUCAAAAAUACCGCAGCCAUCAUCUUACAUCACGUGGCGUCACGGUACACGAAUGCUAAAUUAUGACACUAGUCGAGGGGGCAUCAGUGUUAAGACUGACAUGCUGCCAGGAAGAGCUUUAAGCCGUCUCUACAUAGCCAAUGCCAACCGGCACGACACUGGCAACUAUACUUGCAUGCUUGGCAACGAUAUUUCGGGCACCGUCAUGGUACACGUCCUAAAUGGCGAAGAACCAGCCGCCAUGCAGCAUGCAUCCGCAGCUAGACUCGGCUCUCCUAUAUCGAUUGUUGUAGCAACUUUACUUGCAACAAAAAUAUGUUUACGAUGACAACGCUAGCAUCUAAUGUUCUGAACUAACACCAACACCACUUGUCCAAAACUGCAUUUUUCAUGUCUACUCGUACAUAAUAAUGGGUUGUUUUAGUAUAACAAUAAGAAUAGAUACAUACAUAUGUAUAUGUAUAAAUUACUAAGAUUGAAAAAUUAAAAUUAUGAACCUUAAACUUCUAGCGAAAUAUUAGCAUAAAUUCAUAUAUGUGAAUGUACUUACAGCAUUCAAAAGUAAUAAGUAUGUUUGUUGAUAUAUUAACUUUUGUGGUAAAGAAACAGGAUCAUUUGGUUUUUAUACAAAUGAAUCGUAAUCGCGUACGACAGUUAAAAUCUCCAUAGGAAUCACUAAGCUGAUUCUCACGUUUGCGGUCCUUAUCGCGUAUUUCUAAAUAAUUCCUCGGGUCACCUAUAUUUGGCCAUGAAAUUUCGUAAACUUUAUUUUAUAAUAUUGAGGAAGGUGGAGGGGCAGACGUAGACUAAGGAAUUUAGGCUUAUUAUGGUUUAAUUUUUAGUCCUACUUGUUGGCGUAGUAUUUUAGAUCUUUUAGCUUCAUAUCGACCUUUUGAUUUACAUAUGUAUAUAUUUCUACAUACAUACACUUCAUUAUUGAGUUUUUCACCCCUUUCUUGCUUAUAAAUUUGCCCUAUGCAUUCACUCCAAAGAUUCUCAAUUUGAUUGAAAGAAAAUGCAAAAAAAGUAUAUUCUCUCCAAGGUAAGGUAACAUUACUUCCUCCAUUAACCGACUCCAUUCCACGAACGACUCAAAAGCCGCCGGGUUUAACCGUCUUGUCAAGUUAAUAUAUAAAUAAAAUGAUUUACCUCGGCAAGUUCUUGCUCUUAUACAUAUUAUAUCCGCAUUUCCCCAUCAGCGGAACUAUGCGAUCUCUCCUCCCAGAAACUUUUGUAUUUUGUAGUCUCCUACAAAAGGUUCUACUUGAGAUUACAUUUUGAAUAUCUUCCGCAAUUGUUUCUCGAUUUGUGGAAAAACAUCAAGUCGCGUACCACAAAUCGGAGGCACCUCCGACCAAUCACUCAACAAAUUAUGUACGCACAAGUUAUAAAUAUAUGUAGAUGUAAAUACAUAAAUAAUUACUUACUUUUUCACUGUCCCAGUUUCUCCCGAAAUUGCUUGAAAAACUGAUCUAUCGCACUAUUUGGGUUGAGUUUGGUGAAUGACUUUAAAUACGAAAAAGUUUGCACAGAAUAAAUUUUGUCCACUAAGAAAUAUUCACUUUACAAAACCGGCCAAAAUUUAUUCUAGCCAAGCGACCGACCAAAGUAAAUUAAUCCGCCCAGCUAUUUUCUACUUUUGAAUCGUUUCCGAUUCAACUUCUACGAUGCUUCUUUGAAAAUCCGAAAAGUUAAGCUGUAUUUCUUUCAUACACCAACUUGUAUAAAAGUUGCUUUCCUGGUGGCAUAACAAUAUGCUUUUUACGGGAGAGUCAUGGCUUUCCUUGUUUCGAUAAAGACGAAAAUUUUUGUUGUAAAUUUUUUAGUCUAAGCUGCUCUAGGGCAUCCAAGAUUGCUGAGAAUUUCAUCCUGGAAAAGACCACAGCGAUAGGGCAACUAUCCAACUAUUAUUUACUAAUUUGGUUUAAAUCGGACUAUUAGAUAGGUUGAAAAAUUCAAAAAAAUUCUCAACGUAAAGUCUAAAUGAGUUUCACUUCUUUUUGUCUUGGAAUUAAUAUUACAAAUAAAUUAUAAUAAUCCUUUGGCAAAUUCUGUAGAGUUUUCAAUAUUCUUUUGAGUGUGACCCGAAAAAAAGCGACUUUGAAAAUAUCGUGAUCUGGAAAAGCAUGAAAUUGUUGUACGGCAUGUUGUGACAAAAAAACUUAAAAUAUUUCAAAAACUAAAUUUUUCGAAACUCAUAACUAUAAAAUCGUUGACAACAUAUUUUAGGAAAAAAUAUUCACAAAAUUCAUUAAUACAAAAUUACCUACGAGGUAUUAAAUAAAAUCCAAAAAGUUAUUUAUACAACCAAAAACAAUUUACACACUUAAAAGCAAGUAAAUAUAAUAUUUUAUAGCAAUUAGGGUGCUAGUAAAUAUUAUUAUAUUCGAAUUAGGAUUAUGAAACGUGCAUCCAAGAUGAUUUAUAAAGGUAAAAUUUACGAACACUACUCUAGUACAUACAUUCAUACAUAGCAUAGAGGUACUCAAGUACAUAUUCGUCACACGUAAGUCCUCUGAGGGUAGCGAGAUGUGCAUAAGCCACAAUUUUAACAAAAUAAGGCAAAAUAAUCGAGUGAGAUAAUGAAACAAUACUUAUAGUGAAAUAAAACUAAAUUAUCUAAAAUGAUACAAUUAAACUAGAAAUCAAAAUACGUGCAAAAAUUACAUUCAUGCAUACAUACAACGUACAUAUUUAUUUACGAAUGAUUGUAAACAUUUAGUACUUCAUUUAUGAAGGUGUCAUUCUGCCAAAAUAAAUUAAUAAACGUACUUGCAUUCAUACAUAUGUGCGUGCAUGUGCAAGUUCUGCUUAUGGUGGUAACCAAAAAAUCAAAAAUUAAAGAAGGCAAGACUAUCUCUCAUUCGGAGGCACUAUGUAGCUAGAUAACUCAUUUGUGAGCCUGCCAAUGUUACAGGGUCCGGCACUCGAAGUGUAACCAAUUAAAAAGGCCGUACACUUAGUUUGGAAAAUUACAUUUAUUCAAUUCAAAGUAAAAAAUAUGUGAAAAUAAUACAAAACUGAGAAUCAAUUUACUGUUGCUCGAUAUGACCAUCUUUUGUCUUGACCAUGGCCUUGAGACGGUUCAGAAACGAAUCGUAAGCUGCCCGACUGGGAGUAUACCGGCAACUUUGGCCCUCUCGUGGACAAUGGCUUUUUUCAGCGCCUCGAGACUGGUGAAUCUUUUAGUUCGGACCUCGCUAUCUAAAAUGGCCCAAAGGGAAUAGUCCAUCGGAUUCGUGUCUGGUGAAUUUGAGAGCCACUGUAUGGACGUUAUGAAGUUCGGAACGUUGUUUUUUAGCCAUUUUUGGUUCACUCGAACUUUGUGAGGCGGUGCCGAGUCCUGUUGAAACGUGUUGAAACCGAAAUGAUUGUCUACCCACGGUUUCAAAGCAACCUCCAGAAUACUUUCUCGAUAAUAUUACGCAUUUACUUUGACGCCAGGCUCAAUGAAAACGAUUGAAGAGAGGCCAUCUGCGGUUACAACGGCCCAAACCAUUACCUGAGGCGAGUGCUUCCUCCUAGUAGCCAAUCGAUGACUUAAAUUUUCGUAUGAACGGUCGAUCAAAUAAACCCUAUCGGUUUAGAAGUUCGGACCUUGCUCAAUUUGAAAAAUUUUCUCGUCAGAACACACAAUGUUCGGAAAUUGGCCGCUUUCGGCCAAGCGAAGCAACUCCUUGGCUCUCUCAAGUCUGACUUGCUACUGCUUUGGUGUGAGAUCGUACGUCUUUUUGGAUCUUCUAAGCUUUGACUCUGAGCUAAAUUUUUAGUAUGCGGCGGAUGCUACGAUCAGAUAUAAUAUUUUCAGUUCUUUCGCCACUUGAUUGGCACUUCGUCGGGGAUUUCGCUCAAGUCGCUUCUUCACUUUUUGAACCAUUUCACGUAACGUUGCAGUUUUUUGAUGAACACGUCCAUGACGUUUCGCGAUGCUACCAGUAUCAUUGUAACGAGGAACGGUGCGAUAAACAAAAACUUUAUUUACUUUCAGGUGCGCGAGUUCACGAACAAUCGCUGGUUGUGAUUUUCCAGCCAAAUAUAAUCCACAAACACUAUCACGUUUGAAAUCCCUUACUGAUUUUCUUUUUUCGCGUUUACUCCCGUGCGAUUGUAAACAAUACUCUGGACUGUCAUUUAGUCAACUAACAGACUAGUUGCACGGGCAUCAGCUGCGCGAGCGCUCUGAAGUUGGUUACACUUCGAGUGCCGAACCCUGUAAUAUUAUUAUGGUUUUAUGUCACUGAUAUCAGUUAGAAAAAUAUUUUAAUUUAAUAUAUAAUAUAUUAUAAUUUUACUUAUACUAAUUUCAUUUUACCCCAAUUAAUUUAAUUUAACUUCUUUUUUUUAUUUGUUUUCUUCAUAUGUUUUUAAUUUAAUUUUAUUUUAUUGAAACAUUUUUUUUUUUAUGUAAAAGGUUAAAUAGUGUAUAAGUACAUUUGCUGAUAUGUUAACCACAUUACAAAAAUUGAAAUGGACUAUAAGUAUAUUUUACAUAUAACUUCAGCAAUUAAUUUUCGGCUAAUUUAAAACACAUUUGAGUAGAGAUUUUGCUUAAAAAAGAAAUAGAUUUUGUUUAUUCAAAGCUUUCGGUUUGGAUGAAGUUUUAUCCUUGUUUGAAAGUCACAUCUUACGAUUUUUAGGGUUACCGUUUAUUACAAGAUUAUCUCUAAAUUAGACCAUGUGAUCUAAGAUGAAAUUCUUUAUAUUUUUCAAAAUGAAGUCAAACGUCGGGGCUUAUGACAUUUGUUGAUACAGCUAUGAAUAUUAUCAUAAUUUAUUAUUCUUUAAAUUUGGAACCCAUAUAGGUCUAAAAAAUGUUAAAUGAAGAAGGAGAGUGGAACAUUUUAAUUUUCCUGAAUAUUUAUGUAUAUUUAUAUUGAAAUGCAUUGCAAUAUAUUCGUAAAUUAAAGUUAAGAUAACUAAGUUAAGGAUAUAAGUAAUAAAAUUAAAUGAAAACCAACACCAGUAUUUUCAUACAAAAUUG